Molecule: messenger RNA, 369 nt
Organism: Lathyrus sativus (Indian pea)
Lineage: Eukaryota; Viridiplantae; Streptophyta; Magnoliopsida; Fabales; Fabaceae
Source: the annotation of a GenBank genome assembly
AUGGCGUCGUUGCUGCAAGCGAUUGUAGAUCCAAAGAAAAACUGGUUCGCCGCUCAGCACAUGAAAGCCGUUUCCAAACGCCUUCGCAAAUACGGUCUCCGAUAUGACGAUCUGUACGAUCCAUAUUACGAUGUUGAUAUCAAGGAGGCUCUGAAUCGGCUUCCAAAGGAGGUUGUAGAUGCACGCCAUGCGCGUCUCAAGCGCGCUAUUGACCUUUCCAUGAAGCACGAGUAUCUCCCCGAGGAUCUUCAGGCAAUGCAAACACCAUUCAGGAGCUACCUUCAGGAGAUGCUGACCUUUGUGAAGAGGGAACGAACAGAGCGGGAGUCAUUGGGAGGUUUGCCCCUAUAUCAACGAACCCUUCCAUAA